Messenger RNA from Talaromyces amestolkiae, 1863 nucleotides. RefSeq lists its product as uncharacterized. The record is from RefSeq and is a predicted model, not a curated record. The coding region runs from base 1 to 1863 and encodes 620 amino acids. The transcript is spliced from 3 exons. NCBI's taxonomy places the organism in Eukaryota, Fungi, Ascomycota, Eurotiomycetes, Eurotiales, Trichocomaceae.
AUGGCAGGCAUUGACGACAAGUCCAAAGUGUCAACUCAGGACACGCCACACAGCUUGACGCCAGUGUCGAAGCAUGAGACCGAUGAUAAAUCUACUCUCAAGCAGCUUGUGAAAGUAGAUUGCACUUUUCCUGGACCAUCGUUGACUGGGUCUAGAGUGUCACCCCUGACUGCUCCGAGACUGACGCUGGCUGAAGGAGCUGGAUUCAGUAGCUUCUCGAGCGGGCCCUCUCCAUGGAUUUCUCAACAGAGCAACCAAGCAAGUCCAUGGACUCCAAAGGAAGCCGACGAGAAAGGGUCUCUGAGUGAUGCUGUGAAGUGCGUGUCGUCUACAGGCCAGGACCUUCAAGGGCAAUGCGCUCGACUGGCAGCGUCCAUGUCAGUCGAAAGGACAGUCGAGAGAAAGCCAAGCCCUCAGUUUCGCGGGUAUGACGAUGCUGAUUAUGCAUCGCCUGAAGACGGUGUAAUCAGAUCUCUUGACGAAAAAAGUGUUGGCCAAAUCACGGACCGUGAAGGUAGACUAUCGCCUGUUGACUUCACCGAGGUUGCUGUCAGUAAAGGUCCACAGCUGAGUGAGAUAGACCUCCACAGUCUAUCUCCUAAGUUGGUCCUUUUCUACUUUGGCGUGCUGCGAUUGCAAGACCCGCAACUCGAUCCCAUUGUGGAGUUCACAAAGGAUCCAGUUGAUGGUCGAUUCUGCGCAAAACUCACCAUAUAUCGGGAUUCCCUCAAAAUUCCAGCACUGGAGUCGAUGACAGCCGCGAAGGUGGAACUUUGUCGAGUGGCCUUGUCAAUCCUAAAAGUCCGCUUUGCGAACUGGAAAGUCCCUGACGAGCCAAGCGAGAAGUUGACGGCAUUUAGUUGGCGCUGGGCACAGCUGCUCCAAGCCUACGCAGAAGAUAUGAAGUACCCUUCCCCAGAGCUUACGAAAUAUGUCCACAAGAACGGAUUUCGUUAUCAAGUCGAUAUAGGCAAGGUCGAUACUAGAAUUGUGACGAGCUUCGGUCAUCGCAAGUUUUACGAAACCGAAGACCAAGCCGUAGAGGCAGCGUCUCAUGAGGUUUUGUAUCUGCUGCUUAUUCAGGAGCUUCAGGAGCUGCAAGAGGCGACUCUUACAGCCACGAGACUUGAGCAUGAAAACUUUUCAACAUUUUCUUCUCAGCUACCUACAUCGACUACUGACAACUUCCUCCCAGCAAAGAUCGAGCAUCCUUCUAUCUCUAGUAAUGUCGGUUCUGGUAGGGACUUGUCCAAGCCGGUCAAUGACAGAAUCCUGAAGCCGAUACACUCAGCGAAUGCACCUCACAAAAUCACCAAGCCUACUCAUCCACAAUCAAAACGCGGCAAACCAUGUGAGCCAUCUAUUUCCACAUUGUCUAAUCUGGUUCCGGUCACGAACCCACGCCUUAACACGGAAAACGUGCAAGCCGAGCCUAAACCAGAAAGGAAGUGGAAAGCGACGCCAGAUCAAUUGAAAAGGGCCAUUGAAAAAUUGCAAACCAGUCGUCAGAAAUAUGAACGUGAGGACUCUACAACGAUUGAACUUGGUUUGAUGAAGACUAAUAUCGAAUUCCACGAAAACGUCAAACUGCCUCCCGCACCAUCCACCUAUACGGUGUGGGCAACCUUCCAAAACGAACCAUUCCUUACUCGAGCGGGGCCCAUUGGUUUGAUCAAAAAGUAUCCCGGCACGCGGUUGAUUGCCGAAGAACGAUGCUGUCAGAAAGUGGUCGAGUACCUGUUGAAAAUGGUCGAAGAAGAUUAUGAAUUCGAGAAUGAAGAGAUGGAGCAGCAGCGGAAGAUCGAUAAUUUCCCUGAACUGAAGAAGAAGGCUUUCGCCAUGGAGAUAGACCCGAUCUCAUAA